UCCAAGGAAGUCGAUCCAACUUUCAGGACAUUCAGACCUUCCAGGAUACUAGAACGAACUGUAUAGCCUUCAGUGAAACUAAUACGCUUCCAAUGGAUUUCAAUGAAUAUAGGAAUAGAGGUAAAAUGAUGGUGGACUACAUAGCGAAUUAUUUGGAGACAAUCCGGGAGCGACGAGUGUACCCGAACGUGAGUCCGGGAUACUUGAGGAACUUAACACCUGACAGCGCGCCAGUUGAUCCCGAAUGCUGGGAGCACAUUAUGGACGACGUGGAAAACAUUGUGAUGCCCGGCAUAACACAUUGGCAGUCGCCUCAUAUGCACGCGUAUUUCCCGGCGUUGAACUCCUUUCCGUCGCUGUUAGGUGACAUGCUGGCUGACGCUAUCAACUGCUUGGGUUUUACAUGGGCCAGCAGCCCGGCAUGUACAGAACUGGAAAUUUUGGUGAUGAACUGGUUGGGCAAGAUGAUCGGUCUGCCCGAAAGUUUUUUGCAUACUCACAACGAGAGCAUGGGUGGCGGUGUUAUCCAGACUACGUCUAGUGAAGCGACGUUUGUGUGUUUGCUGGCGGCCAGGACUCGAGCCAUACGCCGUUUACAAGAAAUAGACCCGGACCUGGAAGACGUGGAGAUCAACAGCAAACUGGUGGCUUAUUGUUCGGACCAAGCUCAUUCUUCGGUCGAAAAAGCCGGUUUAAUCGGUCUGGUGAAAAUGCGCUUUGUCGAAAGCGACGAAUCCUUAUCGUUAAGAGGUCCUCAGCUACAAGAAGCCAUUGCCGCCGACAAAAAAAAAAAGCUAAUACCGUUUUUCUUGUGUGCCACUCUGGGUACGACCGGUGCAUGCGCGUUCGACAAACUCGAAGAACUCGGCCCUAUUUGUCAAGCAGAGAACAUGUGGUUCCACAUAGAUGCGGCUUAUGCUGGCACAGCAUUUAUUUGCCCGGAGUUUCGUCACUGGCUUUCUGGUGUGACUUACGCCGACUCAAUUGCGUUCAACCCCAGCAAAUGGAUGAUGGUCCAUUUCGAUUGCACGGCUAUGUGGGUAAAAAACAGUGAACACCUCCAUAGGACGUUCAACGUGGAGCCUUUGUACUUGCAACAUGAAAACUCAGGUCUUGCGAUUGACUACAUGCAUUGGCAAAUACCGUUGAGCAAACGGUUUAGAGCGUUGAAAUUGUGGUUCGUGAUUAGAAGUUACGGAAUAAAAGGUCUCCAGAAGCAUAUAAGGGAUGGCGUACAGUUGGCGAAAAAAUUUGAACUCAUGGUUAUAAACGACACGAGAUUUGAAAUACCAGCCGCCAGACACUUGGGUCUGGUAGUUUUUCGAUUGCGAGGUGAAAACCAUCUAACCGAAAGACUGUUGAAACGUUUGAACGCAAGAGGAAGAAUACACUGUGUACCGGCUUCUCUCAAAGGGAAAUACGUUAUUCGAUUUACAGUAACCUCGCAAUACACUACGGUCUUGGACAUAACAAAAGACUGGGCCGAAAUCAAAGCCACUGCCACCGAAAUCAUUAACGAAUACAAAAUCCACGGUUCCGACGCGUCCUUCAACAAGACCAAAGUCACAUUGGCCGAAACUCGAAAUUGGAACAACAACUUUGGGGCAAGUUUGCUGUUGGCGAACUCACCUAUGUCACCGAAAGUAGUCAACGGUAGUUUCGCUGCGUUAUUCGACAACGGAGCCGACUGGUCAAGGAAGCUGUUGAGAAGUGAAACGAAGGACAGUUCCUCUAUGAGGAGGAGGAUCCGUGGUAUUCUGAUGUCUGGCAAGCAGUUCUCUUUGGACUCCCGAAUGGAUCUAGUCCAGGGAAUGAUUCCGUCUUCUUCGGGAAAGUCAGCGGAUGCCAAAACCAAACCUUUGGAAGACAAUAAUGAUCAAGUGACUGACAACUGGAACGAUGAAAAUGAAAAAACUGGAGAACCAAAAAAUCUCACAAAAACCAGAUUUCUUCGUCACGCACAACACGAAACCAGCUUAAGUCCUUUGAUAGAAGACGGCAGUAACGUCGACUUACUUGAUUCCAUAUAGAAAAACGCUUAGCAUAAAAAAAACGCAUUUUUUAAAAACUAUUACCAAUUUUUUUUAAUAAGCCUUAUUGACAAAAUGGCUAGAUACUACAAAAAAGCACAUGUCUUCUUAUGCCAAAAUUGACCAAAUAGUACAGC
Messenger RNA from Adelges cooleyi (spruce gall adelgid), 2167 nucleotides. It is a transcript of the gene Hdc, whose product is annotated as histidine decarboxylase. The record is from RefSeq and is a predicted model, not a curated record. Gene Ontology annotation, molecular function: pyridoxal phosphate binding; histidine decarboxylase activity. Gene Ontology annotation, biological process: histamine biosynthetic process; L-histidine catabolic process. The transcript is spliced from 17 exons. Lineage: Eukaryota; Metazoa; Arthropoda; Insecta; Hemiptera; Adelgidae. Bases 93 to 2030 code for a protein of 645 amino acids.